AUGUUCUUUAAAAAUACUGUUGCUACCCUCCUCGGGGCUACUUUAGUGGCUGCGAAACCAAUCUAUCAAAGGGGAGUUGACUUUGCAUACGGGUCGACACCUGUCAGGGGAGUGAGUAUUGGUGGCUGGCUUGUACUUGAACCAUGGAUCACACCAUCGAUAUUCCAAUCACUUGAUCAAUCCCUAGGCAUAGUCGAUGAAUACACCAUGACAGAGAAGCUGGGCACAGAAGCAGCUUUAGCAAUUCUUCAGCCUCAUUGGGAUACAUGGUGCAACGCCACCGACUUUCAAAAAAUUGCCGACUCUGGUUUCAACACAGUACGAAUUCCCAUUGGGUACUGGGCAUAUGCACUCUAUGAUAAUGAACCAUAUACCCAAGGGCAAGCUCCAUAUAUCGAUGCUGCGAUCGACUGGGCACGUGGCGCCGGUCUCAAAAUUUGGAUUGACCUGCACGGUGCCCCCCUAUCUCAAAACGGAUUCGAUAAUUCAGGACAUAAAACUUCUUCACCAGGGUGGCAACAAGGCGACUCUGUUGCACAAACACUUUCUGUCUUGAACACCAUAACGAAGAAAUAUGCACAGAAGAAAUAUCAAGAUGUAGUGGUUGGUAUCGAGCUACUCAAUGAACCAGCGAACUGGAAUUUGGAUUUCGAUAAAUUGGAACAGUUCUAUAGAGAUGGAUAUGGACAAGUUCGUGCAGUCUCAGAUAGUAUUGUUGUGAUUCAUGAUGCAUUUUUGGCGCCGAGCAAUUGGAAUAAUAUUUUGGCAACAGAUGACAAUCAUGCUUAUGGAGUCGUCGUCGACCAUCAUGAAUACCAAUUAUUUAGCGACACUCUCGUCGCCAUGACAGCCGCCGAGCAUGUCGAAUACGUCUGCACCAACGCACACGCCUACACCGGCUCGGAUAAAUGGGUCGUGGUUGGCGAAUUUACAGCCGCCAUGACAGAUUGUGCCUGGGCGCUCAACGGAAUCGACGUCGGUUCCCGCUACGAUGGCACGUAUCCUAAUUCCUCAUACGUGGGUUCUUGCGAUGGGAAAUCGGAUAUCACUACUUGGAGCGAUGGCUUCAAGAGCGAUAUGAAGAAUUAUCUCAGUGCUCAAUUGGCAAGCUUUGAAACCAAGGCGAAUGGAUGGGUUUUCUGGAAUUUCAAGACGGAGAGUGCGCAUGAGUGGGAUGCGUUAAAGUUGGUGGAUUAUGGGGUUUUCCCAAAUUUGGCGGAUGGGACCCCGAAUGCUAUUUGCUCGUAG
Molecule: messenger RNA, 1248 nt
Organism: Sclerotinia borealis F-4128
Lineage: Eukaryota; Fungi; Ascomycota; Leotiomycetes; Helotiales; Sclerotiniaceae
Source: the annotation of a GenBank genome assembly